Molecule: messenger RNA, 2244 nt
Organism: Vittaforma corneae ATCC 50505
Lineage: Eukaryota; Fungi; Microsporidia; Nosematidae
Product: DNA repair helicase (rad3)
Exons: 1
Coding region: 1-2244 (747 amino acids)
Biological process (GO): positive regulation of mitotic recombination; transcription by RNA polymerase II; nucleotide-excision repair
Cellular component (GO): nucleus
Molecular function (GO): DNA helicase activity; hydrolase activity, acting on acid anhydrides, in phosphorus-containing anhydrides; ATP binding
Source: RefSeq, a predicted model, not a curated record
AUGAGAUUCUUGAUUGACGGCGUGCCAAUCUACUUUCCAUACGAAAAAAUAUACCCAGAACAGCUGAAAUAUAUAAAGUCUCUUCUAAAAAGCAUCCAAACCCCGGGACACGUUCUUAUUGAAAUGCCAUCGGGAACAGGCAAAACAGUAGCUCUUCUCAGCUGCACGGUUUCCUAUCAACUUCACAUGAAGGCGAAGGGAGUGCCGUUUAAAAUUGUUUACUGCUCGAGAACACUUCCAGAAAUAGACAAGGCGCUGAAAGAGUUGAGGAGUCUCGUUGAGUACAUCAAAAAACAUGUUAGUUUUGAUUUCCUAGGGGUUGGGCUAAGCAAAAGAGGCAAUAUGUGCAUAAAUAAAGAAGCUUUGGGAAGCUUUGAUGUCGAAAUCACAUGUAGAAAGAUGACUAAUCACUUUGAAAACAUGAAAUGCGAUUUUUAUGAAAACAAAGCAACAUCAAUACCGUACGGUGUGUAUGAUUUCACAGAAAUCAAAGAGCUUGGAGCUAAGAUGGGAGUGUGUCCGUAUUUCUUUGUAAGAAAUCAUCUACCACUGUUUGAUUGUAUAAUCUACCCUUACAAUUAUCUGAUUGAGCCAUCUAUUUUUAGCAUAAUAUCCAAAGAGCUUCCAAAAGAUUCAUUCGUGGUCUUUGAUGAAGCUCACAACAUCGACUCUCACUGCAUCGAGGCCCUGAGUAUUGAAAUUUCCAGGAACACUCUUGAAGCAGCCUCCAGAAUUAUGUCAGUUAUUGAAAGCAAGAUAAAGAGCAAAAAGCAGGAAAUAGAUAGGAGAUUAAGGAAAGAAUAUGAGCUGAUGUUUAAAACCAUGGAGUAUACGGGCGAAAAUACAAUACCCCAUUUUUUUAACACAAACAAGCCUGAGCUGGCACCUGGGAAUUUGAGAAAUGCCAGUCACUUUGUUAGUGUUAUGAAAAGAUUAAUUGAGUUUUUAAAAACUAAGCUCAAAACGACACACUUGACAGUAGAAUCAAUCAAGUCGUUUAUACAAAGCAUCAAGGAGCUAACCUUUAUUGACAAGAAAACACUAUCUUUUGUAUCUCAAAGAAUGGGAAUUAUGGUCCAAAGCUUGGGAGUUGAGGAUGACGAAUUAUACAAACUUUUAUCAAUAGCUAACUUUGGAACAAUGCUAAGCAUAUAUUCAAAAGGAUUUUCUGUGAUAUUCGAACCUUAUGAUACGAUGUCUGGGGUAUUCAAUCCCGUUCUUAGGCUUUCAUGUCUCGAUGCCAGCAUUGCAAUGUCCCAUGUUUUUAAAAACUUUAGAAACGUCAUAAUUACGAGUGGAACACUCAGUCCAAUUGAAAUGUAUCCGAAAAUACUGAAUUUUGUGCCUUCUAGCAUAGUAGAGAUAGGCAUUACCCUAUGCAGGAACUCGACGUCACCUUUGAUUAUCACUAAAGGAGACGACCAGAUGCUGCUGAAGAAUUCAAAAGAUGAUGAAUAUGAAAUGUUGGAAAUGCAGAAGAGCAGCAUGUCACAAGCGGAUGGCAAAAUCACAACAUCCUUUGCGUUGAGAGCAGAUCCUUCAGUGGUUAGGAACUAUGGCAAUUUGAUAACAUCGCUAAGCAAAAUAGUGCCCGAUAACAUAGUCGUGUUUUUCCCCUCGUAUAUCUAUAUGGAGGAGGUGAUAACAUUGUGGUCCGAAUCAAACGUCAUGGAGGAGAUUUUGCAAAGCAAACUGGUAUUUAUUGAGACUCCUGAUUUUAGAGAAACCGAAACGGCACUGAGAAACUAUCGUAAGGCUUGCGAUAUGGGUAGAGGCGCAGUGCUUUUUAGUGUGGCAAGGGGCAAAGUUUCAGAAGGUGUAGAUUUUGAGCACGGAUAUGGCAGGGCAGUGGUAAUGCUAGGUGUUCCGUUUAUGUACACGGAGAGCGUACGGCUAAAAGAGAGGCUAAAAUACAUGAGACAGGAGCAUGGUAUCAAGGAGUAUGAGUUUCUCGUGUUUGAUGCAAUGAGACACGCAGCACAGUGUCUAGGACGAGUGCUGAGGAAUAAGACCGACUAUGGAUUGAUGAUAAUGGCAGAUCAACGAUUUGGAGCACAAAGUAAAAUCAGCAAAAUGCCGAAAUGGAUCCAAGAGAGAAUAGAAAAAGGAAACUGUGGACUGAGCAUUGACAUGGCACUUUCAAUAGCUAAAAUGUUUUACAAAGAAAUGGCCCAGCCAGUUUCUGGAGAUGGUGUGGCCUUACUUGAUGAAAAAGACAUAGAUGUGUAUCUGAAGAAAAUGUGA